Nymphalis io (European peacock) is the source of this 2296-nucleotide messenger RNA. It is a transcript of the gene Vps37B, whose product is annotated as vacuolar protein sorting-associated protein 37B. Lineage: Eukaryota; Metazoa; Arthropoda; Insecta; Lepidoptera; Nymphalidae. The record is from RefSeq and is a predicted model, not a curated record. The transcript has 3 exons. Bases 257 to 907 code for a protein of 216 amino acids. Gene Ontology annotation, biological process: ubiquitin-dependent protein catabolic process via the multivesicular body sorting pathway; protein targeting to membrane; protein targeting to vacuole. Gene Ontology annotation, cellular component: ESCRT I complex.
UUUUCCCGUUUGCGCAUUAACGUUAAAACGCAACGUAACGUGUAAUGUUAUAGCAUAUAUGUGAAAUAAUAGUUUCGUAUAUAUCCGCAGUGCGAAAGAGUGUAAAUAAAACGAAAACAAUAGUAUUUUGUUCCGGAAAUAAUCUAUUACAUUAUUGAAUACAAGCAAUAUUAAACUACGUUGUACCUUUCUGGUUAUAUUUGUUUGAUUUAAUCGUUUCAACUACGUUUGAUACAGUAAAAUCUUACAAGCGAAGAUGAUUCAACCUGAUUAUCCUUCCACUAUCGGCCUACUGGCUCAUCUGAACUCGGAUGAGUUGAAAGAAAUGUUAAAUGAUGAUACAAAAUUCGAUACUGUGCUAAAAGACGUAAAACAGGUUAAAGAUUGGGACACAGAAAAGGAGAUGAUCAUAGCUAGUAACAGAUCACUAGCAGAAUUCAACUUAAGCAAGGAACCAGAUUUAGAACAAUUGAAAGCUCAAGUGCAAGAAAAAUCUGAACUAGGAGAGCAACUAUGCAGUCGCAUACAGGAGCUACUAAAUGAAUACAAAUCAAAGUCAGCAGGAAUAUCACCAGACACUACAUUAGCACUAUUGCAAACAGCUUCAGCCGAAGCUGAAGAACAAUCAGAAAACAUAGCACAAGAUUUCCUUGCAGGAAAAAUAGAUGUUGAUAAGUUCCUUGAAGAUUUUGAACUAAAUCGAAAAAUUAUGCACCUAAGGAAAUUUAAAUCAGAAAAAAUGAGUGAACUGUUGAGGAUUGGUGGCCAAAGUUCCUAUGGUAAUGGAAUAUCUAAGCCAUUUUUACCAUAUCCAAGUUAUGGUAACCCACAGCAAAUGUCAAACGUUCCAUAUCCUGUAGGCCCAUUAAAUAUGCCAAUGCCAGGUAUGUAUGGCAACCACUUUUGAAAUGAUUAGUCUACGAAUACAUUCUAGUGUUAUAAAAUAAAAGAAAUAGUCAACUAUUAGCAUCAUAAGCUGAGUGAAAGUAGCCAGAUGGUCGAUAAUGAAUGCUAAACCUAACAACUAAAUAACAGGGAUAACAUUUGUGUUAUUUGAUUUUGUCUUAGUAUAGUUAAUAUUAUAUUACAUAAAUGUUUAAAAUUUCUAUAGUUGUUAUCAAUGACUAUUUAAAUAUAAAUAAAAGUGGAAUACAGAAGUGACCAGUGUAAGAAACUGGAUUAUGAAUCAAAUUACUCCAAAGUUCCAACUUUAUGUAUUUUUAAGUUCUUUUAAUCUCAUUUUUACAAAGUAUAACAAAAUAUAUAAAUGAUAUUGCUUUCUUUUAGUUUAUUAAUAGUAAAAUACACUGCAUUCUGUAGUAAUAAAUAACAUAUAGGUACAUAAGAUUAAUAAAUAUAAUAUAUUCACCUCUAGAAUGACAAAAUGAAAUGAAUUUUUAAUGUGCACUUCUAUUUUUAAAAAUUCAUUAUCUUUUUAAAUUAAAAAACAAAUUUAAAUAAUUAUAUUCAUAUAGUAUAUUAUAAAGCUGGAUAAUUUAUAUGGUACAUUACAUUAUGGUCAGAAACUUCCGGCCUGAUUUAAAUAAUUAGUUGGCACAAGUUAUUUAAUUCAUUAAAAAGGGUAAAAUUAUGCAACUUUACAUAACUAGUGCCGAAACAGUUACUUUUAAUGUCAACCAAUCUACUAAACUAUAGUAAAUUAACGUGUUUGAAACAGCAAUCGAUAAUUCAAAUUAGAUGAGGUUGAAACCACAGACACAACUAGUAUAUUGUAUACAACAAUUACCCUCAAGCCAGGUUAAAUUAUAGGUUACUUAGAUAACUCUAUGAUAAUAUUCAAAUAGAUAUGUUAAUUAAUUGAAAUUAAAUAAAUUUUCUAGUAUUGAAUAAAAUUUGAAUACAUAUUGCUUUUUGUAAUAGUGUGUAAAUUUCCCAAUGCUUGGCUAAGUCCUCUUUUUUUGGAGAAAGUUUGGAGCGUAUUCCACCACGUUGCACCAAUGCAGGUUGGUGGAAUAAAAAUUGUAAUAGGGAUUACACAAAUUAAAAAAUAUUUAAUUGUCAAUUGAUUUUAAGGAAUACAUUCUGAACUAUCCGCUUGAUGUUGGUGCUUGUAGAUAAAAUGUGAUUAUGUUUUAUUGUAGGUUAUAAUGUUGUAGUUUGAUUAACAAAAAAAGAAAAAUAUAUAGAAAAGUAAGUUCAAAGAAUAUGUCAUCUUAAUGCAUACAAUAUGUGUUUGAAAUAUAUAUUAUGUAUAUACUAUGAAUGCAUAUUCAUAUUUUAUUUUCUGAUCUAAAUAUAUAAGUACAUAUAAAUUUAUCAAGAAAACUGGUGUUUC